Molecule: messenger RNA, 2357 nt
Organism: Crotalus tigris (Tiger rattlesnake)
Lineage: Eukaryota; Metazoa; Chordata; Lepidosauria; Squamata; Viperidae
Gene: BLOC1S6
Product: biogenesis of lysosomal organelles complex 1 subunit 6
Exons: 5
Coding region: 280-789 (169 amino acids)
Biological process (GO): intracellular transport
Cellular component (GO): BLOC-1 complex; extrinsic component of membrane; transport vesicle
Source: RefSeq, a predicted model, not a curated record
AGCUUCCUCCGGGCGUUUCUCGCCCGUGCAUCGACGGAAGGCCUACUCUCCUGCGAGGUUGAGGCCUGCUGCUCUCGUACUUCACGCUCCCUACGCCCCGGAGGGGAUCCCGGCGACUCGGGAGUCCGGUGAAGCCGCCUCGAGGGCCCUUUCCCUGACAUCGCCGCCUGGAGGAGCUUCGGCCGGGCUCGCUACGCCUCGGUCAGGCCGGGAGACUUAGCAGCGACGGCGGCGGCUUUCCUGCGGGGUUAGUCCAGCCGCGGCCCUCGAGCGUAGGCGAUGAGUUUGGCGGAGGCGCCGGAGGUGGAGGCGGGAUGGCCGCCCGGAGCCCUGAACAACCCCGCCUUAGAUCUUAAUGAUAAUUCUCCUGAUGAAGCCCUAGUAGAUGACUUUCCUGUCGUAGAUAAGAAAGCUGUGGAGCAAUUAACAGAAGGGCUGAUUUCACAUUAUUUGCCUGACCUACAACGAUCAAAACUAGCCUUAAAAGAACUCACACAGAACCAGGAAGUACUAUUAGAAACCAUACAACAGGAAAUUUCAAAAUUUAAAGAAUGUAAUUCAGUUCUUGAUAUCAACAUGCUGUUUUCAGAAGCAAAAUACUAUCACAAUAAAUUGGUAAACAUUAGGAAAGAGAUGUUGAUGCUGCACGAGAAGACAUCAAAAUUGAAAAGAAGAGCACUCAAACUCCAGCAGAAACGACAGAAGGACGAACUAGAGCGAGAACAGCAGCGGGAGAAGGAGCUGGAAAGAGAAAAACAAUUAACUGCCAAACCAGCAAAAAGGACAUGAAAGCCCAACACGUUUUGACUUGUUGUGCUAAUUAUAACCACCUUUGGACUUUCUGGGGAUACAAUGACCUCCUUGCACUCUUCUGUUCUGUUUUGCCAAGGAAAGUAUUACUACAGUCUUUACGUUUCUAUCUUGCCGUUAAGCAAGGAGCUAGGAACGGAAAGUGUACUACAUUAGCUACUCUUAACCCCUUUUUGAUUAAUGCUUUGCUAAUAUUGCUGGGUCAGGUUAUGUUUUGAAGAAAUAGGAUACUCUGUGGUAGGGUGUCCAACUUCGGCCACUUUAAGGCCUGUGGACUUCAACUCCCAGAAUUCCCCAGCCAGCAUGGCUGGCUGAGGAAUCCUGGGAAUUGAAGUCCACAAGUCUUUAAAGUGGCCAAGAUUGGAAUCUCCUUCUCUGCGGCAUUAAUUGCAACAUCUCACAAGGCCUCCAUUGGUGUGCACCUGUCCCAAACCCAGAUGUGUUCCUUAAUGGUUAACUCUACCUCAUUAAACGUACUCUACAGCACACUUCAGGGUGGUUAUCACCCAUCUAUCCAUAUCCCCUUGCUGAGGGAGGAAGCUUUGCAACUGCAGGGAGCACGGGCAGAAAUCCUUAUGGCAGCCUUCUGAGUUCAGAUUCUCCAAAGACAGGCAAGUAGAAUAUCUUAGCUAGGACCUCAUUGCUUCUAUAGGAUCUUGCUGGGUUAAGAAAUGAUGGGACAACAGAAGAAACAUCCAUUCAGAAACGGUGUAAGGUAGAGGCAUGUCUUGCCCAACAUCUAAUUUCAGGAAAUAAACACAUUCUUGGGAAAUGCCAGGAAGUUCGCGCCCAUCAGUUCGAUUCAACUUUGAAGGAGACAUUUGGUAACAAGCAGCAUUAGAAUUCUGGAUGUGCAGCCUCAAUAUCAAACACACAGGUAGCACGACAAGAAAAGAACAGUGUCAACACUGGAUUGCCCAGUUGAAUGCUGGUGGCAGUCUGAAGGCUCCCUCUUGUGUUCUCAGCAGUUGUUGCUUUUAUGUCAGUCGCCACAAAUAUUUCUCGGUUUAAAAUCCAGUCUGUUUUGGUGACUGUAAUUUGGGGGUCCAUCAAGCAUGAUCUGUAAUACUGUAGCCAGGCAACAAAAUGCGUGAUUAAAAAAAGUCUGCUUGCCUCUGGGGAGAAAUUGGUGUGAUUGUAUUAUUCUCAACCAGCAAACAGAACUGAGAUGUAGGAAGAAAGAAAGAAAGAAAGAAAGAAAGAAAGAAAGAAAGAAAGAAAGAAAGAAAGAAAGAAAGAAAGAAAGAAGAAAAAUAGAGAAAGAAAAAGAAAGAAAAACAAAAGAAAAAUAGAGAAAGAAAGGGAAAAAAGGAAAGAAAGAAAGAAGAAAAAGAAGAGGGGUAGGUCAGCGUUUCUCAACCUCGGCAAUUUUAUGACGUAUGGACUUUAACUUUCAUACAUUUUAAAGUUGCUACGGAUAAGAAACAGAGGUAUAGAGACAUUGUAAUAAACCUAGCAUCAAACUCAUUUUUAUAAUCAAUUAUAAAUACAAUUAGAUUAUGUGGUUUGAUUAAAAUAGAAGAUCAGCAAACGAUAAUACAACAAAA